Salvia splendens (bonfire salvia) is the source of this 603-nucleotide messenger RNA. RefSeq lists its product as uncharacterized. The record is from RefSeq and is a predicted model, not a curated record. The transcript is spliced from 2 exons. Bases 1 to 603 code for a protein of 200 amino acids. Lineage: Eukaryota; Viridiplantae; Streptophyta; Magnoliopsida; Lamiales; Lamiaceae.
AUGGAGGACGUCAGUCUGAGGGCGGUGAAUUCCUUUAAUGGCCGUGAUGAGGCGGAGGAGAUGACUUGUGGGGGCCGUGAUGCGACGGAGGAGAUGGCUUGUGGUGGCUGUGAUGAGGUGGAGGAGAUGGCUUGUGGUGGCCGUGAUGAGGCGGAGGAGCAGGCUUGUCGUGACCGUGAUGCUUCGCAGGAGAAGGCUUGUGGUGGCCAUGAUGCGGGGAAGGCUUGUGGUGUCCGUGAUGAGGAGAAGGCUUGUCAUGGCCAUGGUGCGGAGAAGGCUUGUGGUGGCCGUGAUGCGGUGCAGGAGCAGGCUUGUGGUGAGCGUGAUGAUGCGCGGGAGCAGGCUUGUGGUGGCCAUCAUGAUGAGGCGGAGGAGAAGGCUUGUCGUGGCCAUGAUGCUGAGCAGGAGAAGGCUUGUGUUGGCCGUGAUGUGGCGCAGGAGCAGGCUUGUGGUGGCCAUCAUGAUGAGGCGGAGGAGAAGGCUUGUCGUGGCCGUGAUGCUGCGCAGGAGAAGGCUUGUGUUGGCCGUGAUGUGGCGCGGGAGCAGGCUUGUGGUGGCCAUCAUGAUGGGGCGGAGGCGGGACACGGUUUGCGCGCAUUGUAA